AUACUUAAAACCAAAAUGAGUAGAUUGACUAAUUUUAAAAAGUGGAAAAUUAAAAAGGGUAUUUUCGACCAUUUCCCUUCAAAAACCCUAACUCCCUUCCUUACUUUCCUUUCCUCCUUAUUUCUCCGUCUCCCAUUUUUACCGGGUGCCGCAUGGCCUCUCCGGCUCUCGCCGCCCAUUUUCCUUCAUAGCUUCAUCCUCUUUUGGGGCAUUUGUAGUUUCUCUCAUUCUUCUUCUCAACAAGUAACCAACAGAUACUUAUCGACUUCUUCUGAUAUUGUAUCAUCUCCUACAUCUGCUCCGUUGGCUUCUAAUGCUCUUCAGCUCAAGAAUAAACGGAAGGCUGUAAUUGCGUUACUUGCGGAUCAUGGAUUCUCUGAAUCACAAAUCUCUGACCUUGACAAGAGGUUUCCUCAAAUUCUUUCUGCGAACCCCGAGAAAAGUCUAUUGCCCAAACUGUUGUUUUUUCAAUCUAAAGGUCUUUCUUCCCCAGAGAUUGUCAAAUUAGUAUGUUCAUUUCCUCGUGUCUUAACAGGAAGUUUAGACAAACGAAUUAUCCCAGCCUUCGAUUACAUUCAAGCGGUGCUUGGAAGUGAGGAGAAGACUCUCGCUUCUAUAAAACAGUUUGCGGGUAUUCUCGUGAAGGAUCUUCGAAUUUCAGCUGGUCCCAAUAUUGAAAUUCUGAAACAAAUUGGAGUGCCGGAUUCAAAUAUUUUCAAAUAUCUUCAGUACCAGCCUAGAGUGUUCUUGAUAAAUCCCGUCCGAUUCAAGGAGACUGUAGAGAGAGUUACGGAAAUGGGAUUCAACCCUCAACAAUUGCAGUUUGUUGUUGCUGUUUUUAUUCUGCGAGCAAUGACCAAAUCUACAUGGGAUAAGAAGGUUGAAGUUUAUAGGAAAUGGGGAUUGUCUGAAGAAGAGAUCCUUUUAGCUUUUAGAAGGCAUCCGUGGAGUAUGAUGCGUUCUGAGGAUAAGAUUAAUGGUGCAAUGGAUUUUUUUGUCAACAAAAUGGGAUGCGAAGCAUCUUUCGCUGCUAGAAGACCAAUUUUACUUUCACUUAGUUUGAAGAAGAGGAUUUUGCCUAGAGGCUAUGUUUAUCAAGUGUUGCUGUCAAAGGGUUUGAUUAAGAAACACCAGAAUCUUAUUUUGUUCUUUGAGUCUUCUGAAAACUGUUUCAUAGAAAAAUUCAUUAACCCUCAUAAGGAGCAGAUUCCUGGAUUGUUGGAGUUGUAUAAACAGAAAUUAAUGGAUUCUAGAAGAUGAACAGGUUCCAUCUCCUUGAAAUUUAACUGAUUUGUUAGUUGAUAUGUCUAGUGACAACUAAAAUUUAUAUAUAUUGAAGAGUUUGUGUUUCUAGCAA
Molecule: messenger RNA, 1357 nt
Organism: Cucumis melo (muskmelon)
Lineage: Eukaryota; Viridiplantae; Streptophyta; Magnoliopsida; Cucurbitales; Cucurbitaceae
Product: transcription termination factor MTERF6, chloroplastic/mitochondrial-like
Exons: 2
Coding region: 16-1260 (414 amino acids)
Biological process (GO): regulation of DNA-templated transcription; chloroplast organization
Cellular component (GO): chloroplast
Molecular function (GO): double-stranded DNA binding
Source: RefSeq, a predicted model, not a curated record